ACUGUAUAAGAAUGGAUAAAGUUUGAUUCUUGUAUUAAACGUUCCUUGUCUGUCUUGUCUUCUACCUCCAGACCUUUUUCUCUCUCCACAGAUUUUCAUUGCCCUGAAGAAACUUAGAGAAAAUCAGUCCACUAGUGGCAGAGAAACUCAUGGCGUCCAUACAUAUAUUGUUUCUGUAUCUAUCUAUGAUCUAUGUGACAGUUUCAGCUCGUGUGUUGCCAAUACACCCUGCCUUGAAAAACCGAGAGGAAACCAUUUCUCAUAUUUUUGAUACUUCCAAGUAUGGUAUUCUUCAAAUCAACAACGGCUUGGCUCAGACUCCUCAGAUGGGAUGGAAUAGCUGGAAUUUCUUUGCCUGUGAUAUCAGUGAAACAGUCAUCAAGGAAACAGCUGACGCCCUAGUUUCAACUGGUUUGGCCGACUUAGGCUAUAUAUACGUUAACAUAGAUGAUUGCUGGUCUGAUAUGAAGCGAAAUCCAGAGGGUAAAUUAGUUCCACAUCAAACAUAUUUUCCAUCAGGAAUUAAAGCUCUUGCUGAUCAUGUGCAUGGGAAGAGCCUCAAGCUCGGUAUCUACUCUGAUGCUGGGGCUUUUACAUGCCAAGUUCGGCCUGGAUCACUUCACUAUGAAGAUGAUGAUGCACAGCUCUUUGCAUCUUGGGGCGUGGAUUAUUUGAAGUACGAUAACUGUUACAAUUUGGGCAUCAAACCACAAGAGAGAUAUCCACCAAUGCGUAACGCUCUAAAUGCAACUGGACGCAAAAUUUUCUAUUCGAUCUGUGAAUGGGGAGUUGAUGACCCUGCCCUGUGGGCAGGCAAGAUUGGAAAUAGUUGGCGAACAACGGACGACAUCAAUGAUACAUGGGCAAGCAUGACCACAAUCGCUGAUCUAAAUGACAAAUGGGCGGCUUAUGCGGGACCUGGUGGAUGGAAUGAUCCGGAUAUGUUAGAAGUUGGAAAUGGGGGAAUGACUUACCAGGAAUACAGAGCACAUUUUAGCAUUUGGGCUUUGAUGAAGGCUCCACUUUUGAUUGGCUGUGAUGUCAGAAACAUGUCUGCCGAAACAUUAGAAAUUAUCAGCAAUAAGGAGGUCAUUGCCAUUAACCAAGACCCACUUGGGGUUCAGGGAAGGAAAGUUUAUGUUUCCGGAGAAGACGGUUGCCUUCAGAUUUGGGCUGGUCCUCUGUCUGGACACCGUUUGGUUGUUGUUCUGUGGAAUCGAUGUUCAAAAUCUGCAACUAUUACAGCAGGAUGGGAUGCACUUGGACUUGAAUCCUCUACCAACGUCUCUAUAAGAGACUUGUGGAAGCACAAACUUGUUUCAUCAACUACGAUGGCCUCAUACAGUGCUCUAGUUGAUGCUCAUGCUUGUGAAAUGUACAUUUUCACUCCUCAGACAAUGACCCGCUCAGAAAUAUAGCACUAUUGUGAGGGCUCAUUUCAUGGCUUGGUCGAAGUUUUAGGCUGCCUGUUCAAGCUCUACUUAGAUAUAGAGAAAAAAGAAUACGGUUUGCAUUCUGAAUGUAUUGGAAUUGUCUAAUUAAGUGGUUGUUAUAGUAGAAGUUUUCAUAGGUGCUUCAGAGAGAGUUUGUAAAAUAGUAUCUAGACAAAUGAGAAACUAUGCAGUGGAGAGGGGAGGGAGUUAGUUUGGGUUGACACUUUGGGAUUGCUGGGUUUUAAAUGUGUAAGGACAGAUUGUAAUGUUUUCUAGUACUUUCUGUGACAAUGAAUGGAAUAAUCAAAGGUGCUCAAGUGAUUUGGGCCUUUUUGUCAAAUGACUG
Messenger RNA from Ilex paraguariensis (yerba mate), 1779 nucleotides. NCBI's taxonomy places the organism in Eukaryota, Viridiplantae, Streptophyta, Magnoliopsida, Aquifoliales, Aquifoliaceae. The record is from the annotation of a GenBank genome assembly.